Messenger RNA from Misgurnus anguillicaudatus (oriental weatherfish), 4256 nucleotides. It is a transcript of the gene ankef1a, whose product is annotated as ankyrin repeat and EF-hand domain containing 1a. NCBI's taxonomy places the organism in Eukaryota, Metazoa, Chordata, Actinopteri, Cypriniformes, Cobitidae. Gene Ontology annotation, molecular function: protein binding; calcium ion binding. The record is from RefSeq and is a predicted model, not a curated record.
GAUGCCGCUUACGGUCACUUACACAAAAACUUGCUCACAUGCUUGAAGACGUCUCCGUGAAAGCCGAUACUUGGAUACGUCGGUUCAAGUCAAGCUACUCAACCCCGGUCAAGUGAUCUCUUAAAAGUACGGUAAUUCAACCUGAGGCCGCAACUAAAUAAAAAGAGGCGGGAGUUUACUUCUUAAAGAAGCUUUGAAUAGGUCACGGCGUUCAGUUGCCAUAGAGACGCGCGGCAGAGAGAAACGCGGAUCUAGGAAGCAAUGUUGCACGUAACGUUUACUUACUGUUGAGGCAUUAUCGACAAAAGGUGCACGAUGUCACUCUCCGAAUCCGUAGCAAAAAGCAGGCUUGAAAUCCUGCAGAUCUACAGACUCCUUCAGUCCGUCCGAGAGGCUGAUAAACCGUACAUAGAGAAAUUAAUCUCUAUGGGUGUCGAUGGCCUCAUUAAUCUGACAGAACCACGCGAGGGUAACGGCGUCCUGCACCUGGCAUCGGUGGCCAACAACCAAGACCUGCUGGAGUUCCUCAUGGCGCAUGGUGCCAGUCCAAACGUGCAGGACAGGAGAGGCCGGACGCCGCUGAUGCUGGCUGCUGAGCUGGGGUACGACGGCAUUGUGUCUCUGUUGGCGAAGAAAAACGCAAACAUGACACUUGUGGACAACGAAGGAAAAGGCUUGCUUUUCUACUGCAUCCACCCUACCAAAAGACACAUGCGUUGCCUCCAGGUGGCCCUUAUGGGGAAUGCAGAUGCGAACAAUGUUUCAGAAACUGGGAUGCCAGUGUUCCUUCUCGCCUGUGAGCAAGCUCAGGACUGUGAGGAAAUGUGUCUCAGCAUCCUAGAGAGUGGAGCUGAUCCCAAUGCAUCAAAUCAGGUGACUGGUCGGACUGCACUGAUGGAGGCGACCAGAGGAGGAGCGGUAGAGCUAGUAAGAGCCAUUCUAAGAAAAGGAGGUAAUGUCAAUGCUGUGGAUAAGAAGCAAUUCCACGCAGCUCAUUUUGCAGCUGAACGAGGCUUAUUUGAGAUCAUUAAGGUGUUAUCUGCAUAUGCAGCUGAUUUUGGAAUGAUGACAUCUGAAGGAGAUACACCUCUGCACUAUGCUGCCGCUGGUGGCUACACAGAUUGUUGCAAGUUUUUAGUUCAAAGAGGAUGCAACCCCAAACUGAAAAAUCAAGAAGGUCUUCUUCCUCGUCAGAUUGCGAAGGAUUGCGGCCACAAGGCCACUGUGAAAGAGCUUAAAAAAGUCGAACGACUACACGGAAAGUUCUCGAAAGGAAUGGGCGGCACAAAUGAGCCAUGGGCUCUGACGCUCCACGACUGGUCUCACGAGUACGAGAUUGCACUGAGAAAUGCUUUCGAGACGGCAUCAGACAACUACGCAGGAAUAGAAGCAGUGUCCAGGGAAACGUUUGUGUCUGUUCUUCGUGACCUUCAUGCUCCUGUAGAUGAUGACCAAAUACGAGAUCUUCUGUAUGCUCUUGACAGGAGAAAAGAGGGGUUUGUAGAUGUUAAUGACUUCUUGAGAGGCCUCAAGUUCCUUCCCAAGACUUACAUUAUGGCUUCUUAUGGGUCUAAAAAGAAGAAAGUAAGCAAGGCAGGGAGAACCAAGAAAAGUAAGUUUAAUCUACCUGUGCCUAUCUGCACUGUUCCUCCAGACCUCAUCCAGCGCCGGGAUGAUGGCGGACCGCCACAUUUUAUGAUCGAAAGCUUCCAGCAUGCUACAGACAUACACCGGUAUGACCGGGAUCAUAGACCAGAACAUCCUAUUGAAGAUGACACGGCGUGGUACAUCGAUGAGCCUGAAAAGAUAUACAUAAAUAUGAACUACUGUGUUAAAAUGGGAGAUAUUGAGUCUCUGAAGCUGGCAGUCAGUCAAAAGGUUCCUGUUGACGUAAAAGAUAGAUUUUACAAAACCCCACUCAUGGCGGCGUGUGCAAGUGGGAACUACGAAAUGGCAAAGUUCCUGGUCGAUAACGGGGCUGACGUGAACGCGUGUGACCAGUUUAGCUGGACACCUCUGCAUCAUGCCAGCCAUGCAGGACAGCUUGACAUCAUACAGCUGCUGUUGGAGGCGGGAGCUGCUGUGGACCCGCCCACCCUAAAUGGGGCCACUCCCCUAAUGAGAGCCAUUGAGAGCUGUAGGCCAUCCUGUGUGGACUACCUCAUCAAAGCUGGGGCAAAGAUCAAUGCAGUAAAUAAAACAGAGCAAAACUGCUUGGAUGUUGCCCGUGCCUAUGCAGACUUCAGGGUGGUGGAUUUGAUCCAGGCUAAGAUUCAUGCCCUACCCAGACAUAGGGACAGGAAGGCACAACCUGCCAAAGUCAAACGCAAACCAACCCCGGCCUCCGCCUCUGGCUCUACGAAAGAAAAGCAGGGCUCUGUUCCCACUCUACCAACCUCCUCAAACUCAGCAGUCAAGAAGGCAAUGAAGAAAGACAGCGUUGUCGUGCACAGCACUCAGAUCAGCAGCGGCAAGCUCAACAAAUUGGACAUCAGUUUUGUGCCAAGAACGACGUGGCGAAAUCAGCUGACCACCGUUGAGAUGAUGGAGAAAAAAGCAGCAAGGAGAAAGCGCUUCACAUAUGAGGUGGACUUUGAUGACUUCAAGAUGCCAUUCAAUAAAAACAUUCAAAAGAAGUCUGUGGAUUUUGAGCUGACAGAUUAAAAAGUGAUCCUUCUCUGAUGACAUCAGCUUGACGCGGAGCAGCCGUUAACCCCACCCCGUCCAACUGUCAGUCAACUGCGAGUUCCAUUUCGAAAUGAAACGCGUACUCUUCUAUAUCCAAUCAAUUCACAAUGGAAAACACAAGCCAUGUCCCGCUGUUUUCCUUGUGUGAUAUUCCGUUUCUCUAAAGUCUACAACUUCUUGUUUACUGGGACUUACAGAGCUGUUCAAAGUAAUCAACAAACAAUUGUCAUCUGGCGGAUGAUAAAAUGGGAAUAAAGACCCUAAGAAAUGCCACUUCACAUUGAAGUGAGCCAUAUCUUGAGACCAAAAUUUAUAGAUAGGGUUGGGUUAUUUUGCAUUUAACCAGUAGUCAGCUUCCUAGCAACCACUCAGAACACCCUAGCAACCACAUAAAAUCAUGCUAACAACUUUGUAAGUACAUUAUACUAGCAUUAAAGUGAUGCCAUCUUUUCAAAAUGUAAGAAUCCUGUUUUAAUAACACUAUACAGUAUAGUGUUCAUACGAUGGUUACUCAGAGAUUCAGCGGCGUGUCUUACUGCUGUUUCUCUGUCGUCUCAUAGAGGAAAGUGCAUUAAGGAAGAUUGAUUAUGCGUUUAUGAGAGGCUGGAGAUGAGAGCUGCUGCCUGCGUGCUGGCAUGCAGUUUGUCUCCUCCUUGUCUCAGCGUCUGUCAGCCAUGCUGAGUACAGGCCUUUCACCACAGGCAACGGCGCGCAAAACCCCUCAUGUUGUUUAUCUCUGAAAACCGAUCGGUUUGAUCCGCAUGCAGGAAUCUUGAUACAUUAACUGCAGAUUAACCGUAGCUAAUAUAGUCAUACUGUAGCAGAAGUGUGAUUGUUGAUUGAAACUGUCUGUGACUAUACUUCCAAUGCAAAAAAGUUACAGAUUAAAGUGAUGUCUGACAGUUUUUGACACAUCGGUGGCCUUGAAAUAUUUGUUGAUCUUUUAUUUCUACUGUCUUACAGCAUCCCAUUGUUUUGUUUAAGCAUGCAGUUCAUCUGAUUGGCCAACAGGUGGCGCAUCUGUGUUUAAAUAUCAGUAGUGUCUGUACUAAAAUCCUGAGGGAGUUAGCACAGCUUAGCACAGAGUUCUGCAAAAUGACAAAACAAUUGUGAUUGUUGAGAUUUAAGAGACCAUUGCAAAUACGCAGAUCUGAUUUGUAUAUUUUAUGCAGAUGCAUAUAUAAUGUCUGUUUAUUUAACUUCUCUAAUGUAGAAAAGUAAGGAUAUUUUUAAUUGCUUUAAAAAUCAAUAGAAAUGUUCCAGUAAUGACUGAGCAGAAAUCUCACAGUGUUAAAGACAUAAAUAACCAUGCCAAAUCAAUGCACUGACACGUUUUACUGUAACCACAGAGUCAGUAAGCUCUGUUUAAAAUGUCAACAGUGGCGUCUGAGAAACAGCGAUAAGGUGUUUUUUAUUUGUACGGCAGGAAAUUGAUUAAAUGCGUCUGUGUCUGCUGUUACCAGUAUUUACUGCUGAAUUUCUCUGAUAUCCAAUAAGAUCACGGAGCAUUUAUGAGAAUGAUCAGAUACUGUACCAGCACAAAGAGAGAGUAAAUAUACUAUGUUUGA